AUGGACCCGGCCGUGCCAACACUGAGUGUCCCACGUCGCAAGGAGCCGAGCCGCGACGUCCGGGGCUCCGAGAGCGAGACGCGGGAGCCGGACAGCGACCGGCUUUCGCAGCCGAGCGUGGACUCGCAGCCAGGUCUGCAGAAGCCGGAUGAAGAGGUCGUGGCCUCGCCGGAGAUGUUUGCCUCGGCCCCGAACGCUUUGGCGUUCGAUGAGACCAAACUCAUUGACUUGCCUUUGGCAGAACAGAGGCGACGUGGGAAUGAGCUGCUCUCCAUGCUCUCUGAGACUGGGCGCCGUGCUUGCCAAACCUUCCACCAGCACCGGAAUUUUUAA
Molecule: messenger RNA, 333 nt
Organism: Durusdinium trenchii
Lineage: Eukaryota; Dinophyceae; Suessiales; Symbiodiniaceae
Source: the annotation of a GenBank genome assembly